AUGGACCAGGUUCAUGAGUAUGAGAACCUGGUGGCAAGUGUGCUGUCUGAAGGCAUGAUGAUGUGUUCAAGAAUAAAGGGAAUUAAAUUGCAAGGGAUAGAGCUCAAAAGAACAAAGUGCACUCAGAGGAAAGAUAGGAAAGAUCAAAGGGCUACUCGACAAGUCAACCUUACAGAGACGGAUGACAUCAUUGACGUUGUGGUUGUGGAAGCAAAUCUAGUAGAGAACAAAUCUGAUUGGAUUCUUGACACAGGAGUAUCCAGACAUUUCUGCUCGAACCGUGACCUCUUCCAUGACUUUCACGACUCUGCCGACGAUGAAUAUGUUUUCAUGGGAAACUCUGCCACAGUUGGAGUACUUGGGAAAGGGAAUGUUCUCUUGAAACUCACAUCUGGUAAAACUUUAUCAUUAAGUAAUGUGCUGUAUGUUCCUUCCCUACAUAGGAAUCUGGUGUCAGGAGGUCUACUGAAUCGAGCCGGACUUAGGAUUGUGUUUGAGGCCGACAAGGUUAUUAUCACCAAAAAUGGUGGCUUUGUAGGUAAGGUCUAUUUAGUAGAUGGUUUGUUUGUUCUCAACACUACUUCUAAUGAAAUUAAUUCUAGUUCUGCUUACAUCGUUGAGUCUCUUGAUGUGUGA
Messenger RNA from Momordica charantia (bitter melon), 636 nucleotides. NCBI's taxonomy places the organism in Eukaryota, Viridiplantae, Streptophyta, Magnoliopsida, Cucurbitales, Cucurbitaceae. The record is from RefSeq and is a predicted model, not a curated record.